Gadus macrocephalus (Pacific cod) is the source of this 1828-nucleotide messenger RNA. It is a transcript of the gene cldn18, whose product is annotated as claudin 18. Gene Ontology annotation, cellular component: plasma membrane; bicellular tight junction. Gene Ontology annotation, biological process: cell adhesion; bicellular tight junction assembly. The record is from RefSeq and is a predicted model, not a curated record. Lineage: Eukaryota; Metazoa; Chordata; Actinopteri; Gadiformes; Gadidae. The transcript is spliced from 5 exons. The coding region runs from base 251 to 997 and encodes 248 amino acids. Gene Ontology annotation, molecular function: structural molecule activity.
GUCCCGCUCAACCCUUCAUUUCCUCUCUGAGUCGCCGCGCACCUCGCCGCCUCCUCCACCCCUCUCUCGCCCCUCUACUGCUCUCUCUCUCUCUCUCUCUCACUCACACCCUGUAAGCGGAGACCUCCGAGUCGGGUUUAAACUUCUACUCACACACACGACCCACCGGUGCACACCGCGCCCCUCGACCCCGGGGCCCCCGACCACAACCACCGCCUCGGUCUGAGGAAGAGGAGGGAGAGGAAGGAGCAUGGCGCCCACGGUUCUGCAGACGGGCGGCUUCAUACUGGGCGUGGUCGGCGCGGCCGCUCUCAUCGCCGCCGCCGCCAUGAACAACUGGAGCGUGAAGGACCGGCAGGGCGACGUGGUGACCUCGGUGUACACCUACAAGGGCCUGUGGCGGGACUGCGAGACCACCUCCUCCGGCCUCACCGAGUGCCGGCCCCUCUACGGCCUGCUGGGCUUCUCAGGCAUGUUCCAGGCAGUGCGGGCGCUCAUGAUCGUGGGUGUGGUCCUGAGCGUGCUCGGGGCGCUGAUCUCCGUUUUUUCCCUGAAGUGUCUCACCAUGAACAGCAUGGCCGACUCCUCCAAGGCCAAGAUGAGCCUCACCGCCGGCGUCAUGUUCAUCAUCGCUGGUGUGUGUGGCAUUGCGGGGGCGUCUAUCUAUGCCAACCAGAUCGUGGCCAGCUUCAGGCAGGCCAGCUACAACCCUAACUACGGUGGGGGAUACCAGGGGGGCAUGGGAGGAGGAAUGGGAGGAGGAAUGGGCGGAGGAAUGGGAGGAAUACCAAGGUACACCUUCGGCCCGGCGCUGUUCGUGGCCUGGAUCUCCAGCGGGGUGCUGCUGGUGGCCGGGGUGCUGAAGAGCCUGGCCUUCAAGGGGAUCAUGGACGAGAACAAGUCAAGUUACCCAGGAGUGGCCUACAAACCCAAGCCACAGAGCAAAGCGGAACACGACGAUCCAGAACCGAAGAGGGAGAUGCAUAAAUAUGUGUAAAACAAGGCCAAUGUUGAGCUUUAGGUCACUGAAAGAUGAUGCAUCCUCUAUGUUUUUAUACUCCGUUUAGCCACUUUAUUACUGGACCCCUUUUCUUUCGUCACCCGUUUCUGCACAAGAUAAUUUUUUUCAAAAUAAGAAAUGUUUUUCUAUCUUAAAUUGAUAAUUUAGCAAUAAAUUAAUUGAUAUAAUUGCCGUUUUCUUUUUAUUAAAGUUUUGACUUGUAAAUCCAAAAUAAACAAUUUGCCAAUGUUUUUUUUGUUUUGUUUUUUAAUAGCCAUCACCUUAACUGUAAGGACGGAAGACUAAUGGAGUGAACUUCUAUCUCUUCUAAACGACGUACAGCUCUGUAUACAUGCAAUACCGAGCUAUACCACUAGAGGUCAGGCGUGUGACACGCAGGUUCUAAAGUCAAAACAAGAAUUAAUACGAUUUUAAAGCGCCCCCAACCAUUUGUACCCACAAAACAUCACAACGCAACGAAAUCGGUGAAAGAUUGUUUUUAUUGUUCCAUAGCAACCACACGACUCAACCACUCAAAAACAAAAGGGCAUUGAAGAGCCUCAGUGUCUCUGCCAAGAGGAACGCUCACCGGGGGAACACACACACAUCAGACCUCACACGCCAGGACAAACUGGUUUACUGUGAGCUCGUCACUAGAGUCUGUCUCCUGGCAACAGCGCCCCCGAUCGGAGGGCCACUGAGGCCCAAUCAUGGAGGGGCCCCUAAUCACACACCUGGUGGUGAUGAAGGGGCGAGCAAUGGAACAAAACAAAGAAAAUAAGCACAAGGACUUUAAAGGUAAAAAAGGAAAAUAAAAAAGGAUGGUAA